CGCGACCCAUAGAGCCCAUUUUGUGGUAGCCUUUUCCUACACCACAAAGGGAUCCUUCGGCAGCAAUCAAGCAGCGAACGCGGAAAGAUCAUACCGGCCACAGGAUGAAGUUUUUACUGGCAACGGCUGUGAUAUGCGGUGUGCUAGCCCUCUCGAUGGGCAUCCCAGUGCCUGCGGCGAACCCAGAGCCUGCACCUGAACCGGCGGCACAGCCAAAGACAGACAUCGAGCUGAUGAAGAUCCCUCUCGACGGUGACAAGGAACUAGACGUCAUCACCCUAGUCAACUCGGAAGACCAAAAGAUCAACGAACGUAACAAGCGCACGAUCGGCAUCCUGCGGGAGCUUUUCCCCACGAUCUCUCAGAUUCUGGACCAGAAAAUCCAGAUGAUCACGUCCUACCUGUUCCGCACGAUCGGUCCGAUCCUGUUGCGCAGCGGGCUUGGCCUAAGUGGAGGCGGCGCCGGAGGUACCAACUCCAACCGCGGUUCCAGCUCCGACGACGACGAUGACUUCGAUUUCGAUGACGACGACAGCGACGACAGCGCCAAGGACGGCAAACCGAAAGUGAGCAUCUCGCUGCCGACCUUCCCACCGUCUGACGAUGAUGAAGACACCGGCAAGGGCUCCGACUCCACCACCUCCGAGCCUUCAUUGCGACUUGGUGAAGAUGAAGACCGGAACGAGGUCCGGAAGCGUGCCACAGCCUCGACCACGGCCACGGAAGCCGCCAACGAGCGGAUCGACCUGUUGGCCAUCGGUCAGCCAGAUCCUGUCACGACCACAACGUCACCCGUGACCAGCGCCACCGACACCAACCUGAUCACCACGAACGAGAACGCGAACACUCUCGAGACACUCGACCUGGCCGGCCUGAGCGAUACCCUGAACGCGAUCCGAGUAGCCCGAGCCACCAGCGAUGAGAAGGCCGCCUCCUCUAACGACCAGAACACGGCCGAAUCGUCUGCCAACAGCUCUAGCCUGGAUGAGCUGACGCUCGACUCCGAGGGUAACGAUGAAGAUCGCAACAAGAGAUUCCUGUCCUUCGGAGGCAGCAGCGGCGGCGGCGGUUCCGGCAACUUCCUGUUCGACAUCAUUCGCCUCGUGUCGGGCAGCUCGGGCACGGAGCAGAGCGAUGAGAAGGCCCACUCUCCCGAUGACCAUGAUCUCGGCAAGGGCGAUGGCUACACCGAGGGUAUUCCCGGACCGGUGACUCGUCUGUUCGUGCUGGCAAACCGCGGCCUCUCUAACCUCAUCCAGGAUCUGAUUCUGCCAAUGCUCCUGGACGCGAGCAGUCCCGCCGUGCCGGAGUUGCCAGCCCUGCCGGUUCCCGCUGACAUCCCAGCGGAGGUGUCGAAUGCCACCGCUCGGUUUGCGAACACGUUGACCGAGCUUUCGAACGACGUCGCCAACGGGACUCAGCUGGGAGCCGAGCUGCAGAAGGAGCUGGCAUUGCUCAAGAAGCUAGCCGUCCCAAUCGACAAGGGGUUGGCGUCGAGCCUUGGCGGCCUGAUGCCUACCAGCCUGGCGGAGAGCAAACCGAGCGAGCUGAAGCAAGAAAAGCAACCACCGCAGGACGAGCCAGAGAAGUUUUCUCUGCCUUCGUUUUUUGGCUUCUAACACCUGCUGGAGUCAUUGCGUUGUGAAGGUGAAUGAACACGAUCCUGCUCACCACGGUACACACCUGCAUGAGGACUACCUCCAGAACAUACUCGCACUGCGCAAGAAACUACUGGCAACCGAAUCUGCGCAGAAAUUGGCGGAUUUGGCGAAAGAGGCUGAACACAUCACGACUAACACGAGACCGACAAACCGAGCGUUGUCUGUCGAUCGGACUAGGAGGGUUCUAUCGUUAUGGCUAGAGAUAUUUUAACAUUUUUUUUAUUAAAGGGAGCUUGUUACACUUUAAGCGUAGCAUGACGUGACGU
Messenger RNA from Anopheles nili, 1927 nucleotides. RefSeq lists its product as uncharacterized. The transcript is spliced from 8 exons. NCBI's taxonomy places the organism in Eukaryota, Metazoa, Arthropoda, Insecta, Diptera, Culicidae. Bases 105 to 1619 code for a protein of 504 amino acids. The record is from RefSeq and is a predicted model, not a curated record.